CUCCAUUUGAAUGGAUGAUCCUCACCACCAUCAUAGCAAACUGCAUUGUCCUGGCUCUGGAACAGCACCUUCCUGAUGGAGACAAGACGCCUUUGUCCGAAAGACUGGAAGAGACCGAGCCCUACUUCAUAGCCAUCUUCUGUUUUGAGUCUGGAAUCAAGAUCCUGGCUUUGGGAUUUGCGUUACAUAAGGGCUCUUAUCUAAGGAACGGCUGGAACGUCAUGGACUUUGUGGUCGUCCUCACUGGGAUUCUGUCAUCUGUGGGGUCAGAACUUGAUCUGAGGACGCUUCGAGCUGUGAGAGUGCUGCGGCCACUGAAACUGGUGUCUGGGAUUCCCAGCCUACAGGUGGUCCUCAAGUCCAUAAUGAAGGCCAUGAUCCCCCUGCUUCAGAUUGGCCUGCUGUUGUUCGUGGCGAUCCUCAUGUUCGCCAUCAUCGGCUUGGAGUUCUACAUGGGGAAAUUUCAUGCAACCUGCUACGACACUACUACAAAAGAGAUAGUGGAAGAACGUCCAUGUGGUAACUACUCACCUGCCCGAUUGUGCCCCGAUGGGUCAAACUGCAGUACUGGCUGGAUUGGACCAAACUAUGGCAUCACCCAGUUUGACAACAUCCUGUUCGCCGUUCUCACAGUCUUCCAGUGCAUCACUAUGGAAGGAUGGACGGACAUGCUCUACUACAGCAAUGACGUGGAUGGCAGCAUGUGGAACUGGAUGUAUUACAUCCCCCUCAUCAUCAUCGGCUCCUUCUUCAUGCUCAACCUGGUGCUGGGUGUGCUUUCAGGUGAAUUUGCCAAAGAGAGGGAACGGGUGGAAAACAGGAGUGAGUUCCUCAAGCUGAGGCGACAGCAGCAGAUUGAGAGAGAGCUCAACGGAUAUUUGGAGUGGAUCUGCAAAGCAGAGGAGGUAAUUCUGGCAGAGGAAGACACCAUGGGGAACUUUGAUGGUACGAGACGAAGGCCAACAAUCAAAACCAGAAAUAACAAAACAGAGCUGCUAAAUCAAGAGGAAGGAGAGGACAACAUAGGAGAUGCAGUAGGAUUUGCCCGCUCCAGUCUAAAGAACGGAAUGGAUGGCUCCAAUUACAGUAAAAAAGAGCGACGAAUGCGAUUCUUCAUCCGGAAGAUAGUGAAGACGCAGGCCUUCUAUUGGACCGUGCUCUGCCUGGUGGGCCUCAACACCAUGUGUGUGGCUGCGGUGCAUUACGACCAGCCGGAGCUCCUUUCUGACUUUCUCUUCUAUGCAGAGUUCAUCUUCCUCGGUUUGUUCAUGUCUGAGAUGCUGAUCAAGAUGUAUGGUCUGGGCAUCCAGCCCUACUUCCACUCCUCGUUUAACUGCUUCGACUGUGUGGUAAUUGUUGGCAGCAUCUUUGAGGUUGUGUGGGCCACCAUAAAACCAGGCACAUCAUUCGGCAUCAGUGUGUUACGAGCUCUCAGGCUGCUGCGCAUCUUCAAAGUUACCAAGUACUGGGCGCCACUUAGAAACCUGGUGGUUUCUCUGUUAAACUCCAUGAAGUCCAUCGUGAGCUUGCUCUUCCUCCUUUUCCUCUUCAUUGUGGUCUUUGCUUUGUUGGGGAUGCAGCUUUUUGGAGGACAAUUCAACUUUGAAAAUGGAACUCCACCUACCAAUUUUGAUACUUUUGCAGCAGCCAUCAUGACAGUGUUUCAGAUCCUGACAGGAGAGGACUGGAAUAUGGUGAUGUAUGAUGGCAUUGCAUCACAGGGAGGGGUAAACGACAAAGGAAUGGUCUUCUCCAUCUUCUUCAUCGUCCUCACACUCUUUGGCAACUACACACUGCUGAAUGUCUUCUUGGCUAUCGCUGUUGACAAUCUGGCCAAUGCCCAGGAACUUACCAAGGACGAAGAAGAACAGGAAGAGGCAGCUAAUCAAAAGACAGCAUUGCAGAAGGCUAAGGAAGUGGCAGAGGUCAGCCCGAUAUCUGCUGCAAACCUGUCAAUUGCUGCGAAGGAGCAGCAGAAGAACCACAACAAGAUCAAUAAGUCUGUGUGGGAGCAGAGAACCAGUGAGAUUCGGCGACAGAACCUGAUGACAAGCCGGGAGGUGCUCUACAAUGAGCUGGAACAGGAGGACUGGAAGGUGGGAGAGGGAGAGGAGGUUCCCUACCCACGAAAAGGACGUGGCGAUGUGAAAACACACCUGGAUAGACCUUUGGUGGUAAACCCACAGGACAAUCGCAACAACAACACCAACAAGACCCAACCUGGUGAGGUGCCGCUGGAGCAACAGUAUCGACGCCAGGACAUUGAUCACCGCCGUCGUGCCGCUCACCACUGCCACUACCACCACCAUCACUAUCAGAAACCCACUAACCCAGACGGUGUGGAUACAAGCCAGCUUAUGGAAACCAACAUGGGGCAUGGUUUCAGCUAUGCAUCGCUGGGUCACAUAGAAGGAAACCUGGAGCGCCACCAGGAGGAGGAGAAGCACAGCCACCGGAGUCAUCGGGGCCAUCGGCACAGGAACAGAGAGUGUAGGGAGGCUCACAGCACUUCUCCACAUCAUAGUGAAAGCGCAGACGGCAACGGUGACACGAGGAGGUGCAGGCAGCACCGAAGGGCAGCCAGGGAGGGGGAUGAGGACAGAAGACAUCAAUGUAGGGCAACAGAGGGAGAUGGGGAGAAGAGUGAGGAAGAUGGUGGAAAGAAGACAAGACGGCACCGGCACUGCAACCAGGAAAGAUGCAGAGGACACCGUGUUAGAAAGGAGCACCACAGCACCUGUCCCAGCCUCUCAACUACACGACCCAUACAGCAGUAUAACGAGGACCUUGACAACUUCCGCAACAACAGCAAGCUGGCCAGCGCCCAUGAGCACCCUUAUGAUCUCCCACCCGAUCACCCAGAUCACCCGGACCACCUCAACAACCUGCUGAACUGCCAUGAUGCUGACACCCACACCCUGCUUCAUAGCAUGGACAGCCUGAUCUUGACCAGCAUGGCAAAACCUGACUACACA
Molecule: messenger RNA, 2975 nt
Organism: Fundulus heteroclitus (mummichog)
Lineage: Eukaryota; Metazoa; Chordata; Actinopteri; Cyprinodontiformes; Fundulidae
Gene: cacna1ab
Product: calcium channel, voltage-dependent, P/Q type, alpha 1A subunit, b
Biological process (GO): chemical synaptic transmission; calcium ion import across plasma membrane
Cellular component (GO): membrane; neuronal cell body; voltage-gated calcium channel complex
Molecular function (GO): high voltage-gated calcium channel activity
Source: RefSeq, a predicted model, not a curated record